UCACAGCGUUGGUCGCCAUCCAUCCCCUCUCCUCCUGUACCAUAACAGAUGGUGGGAACAACAUUGCAUCCACCGGGUACCACAACAAUAGACCGCAGCAUCCAGUCCAGACAACGCUGGCCUUGCACCAUCAUGCUCCUAGUGCAGCACUGCGUGAGGCUGUGAGUGCCGUCGUGAUUCAUUUCACGCGGUACCACCACCACCACGGCCACGGAGGAACCUUCUUGCGACUGUUUGGGCUCUCCAUCGAGCGGGGAAGAUGGCCGCUAUGAAAAUAUUAACAGGCACGGGGCUCUUCUUGGCUUUCUGUGCGCUCGGGCUGCUCGCUAUGGCGAUUUGCACCGAUUAUUGGUACGAGACCGACGCGAGGAGACACCGAGAGAGGUGUAAAAACUAUGCCAACAAGCGAAACGACCCAGGGUACAUCUACAUUUCAAACCACAACCUCCCCCUCCAGAUGCCUCCAAAGAGCCUGGAGAGGAAAGGUAUCGGCCCAGAUGCUGGAGCUCUCAUCAGGGGGAAGCGGCACUUUCUGGCCGCUGCGUCUGCCAUGGAGUCUCAUUGCAGUCGGCAGUUUAACUCCACCAUCUCCGGGCUUUGGAGGAAGUGUCACCGGGAGGGAUUCGACCUGGAGACCGAGGACCUUAUUUACAAAGGAACAAUUCAAAGAUGUACCCCAGUCAAGUAUCACUACUCUUCGUCCAUCUUACCACGAAAUGUACCCAUCAACAUCACAAAGACCAUACGGCAGGAUGAGUGGCAUGCACUCCAUCUAAGAAGAAUGACGGCCGGCUUUGUGGGCAUGGCCGUGUCCAUCAUUCUCUUUGGCUGGGUCAUUGGAGUGCUGGGAUGCUGCCAACAGCAUGACCUCAUGCAAUAUGUAGCUGGGCUACUCUUUCUCAUGGGAGGAACAUGCUGCAUCAUCUCCUUGUGCACAUGUGUGGCAGGAAUCAACUUUGAGUUAUCCCGCUACCCCCGCUACAUGUACGGCCUGCCUGAGGACAUUAGCCAUGGCUAUGGCUGGUCCAUGUUUUGUGCCUGGGGGGGUCUCGGUCUCACAUUGCUGGCUGGCUUCCUCUGCACCUUGGCCCCUUCCCUGAGCACACCCACUCGCACAACACCCCAUAAGCCGAGGCAGGAGAAUGGAACCGUGUGACAGAGGCGUCGUGAAGCGACUGACCCACCGAACGCACAAACCGCACCCUUCCAACCUUGAUGUUUAACUCUGAAACAGUUUUUGUCUGAUCACCAUCUCACACCACCCUCGACAUCGCCAUCUCCUUUCAGUGUUCAGUGUGCCUGAGUUGUGACAGAAGGAGAAAAGUAACGACAAACUUCACACACCUAAUCUUAAAAAUCCCAGAGGGACCUCCAGGAACACCAAGACUAACACCUACAGUAACGUAUGACUGGAGCAUGGCUCUCAUAGCACAAAUAAGAUGUUUUUUUGGUUCAGAUGUUUGACAUGCUGACUUUAUGGCGAUCUAAAGGUGACUGUUUUCUCUAAGGAGAAUUUGUCUUAAAAUGGUGCUCUCUUAAAUACAUAAAGCCACACACACUCCCACGCAGCACGCAUGCACCCGCACACACACACACACACACACACACACACACACACACACACACACACACACACACACACACACACACACACACACACACACACCAGCACAUGCUUUUCCACACAUGCUCAAUUACUCUGGAUGAAUCAUGGGAGAAAUCCUACAAAAGGAAAAAAAAACACAAACAUCAGGCCAGAGCAUCUUGUCAGCAUUCCUCUUUCAGUCGAGUGAUGUGCGCUGUGUUAUUGUUCGUAAUGAAAAAAAAAAGAUCUGCCGUUGACUGCCCAUUGCUUAUCUUUAGUGUAGCACACUAACUGAUAUCAAACAUGAGCCCCGGAGGUAACGUCUGCAUCCUCUGCAGAGCACAAAAUGGAUCUAGCAGCGUGGUCAGUUCGAUAAAAUACACUAAACUAAAUCUGCAUUGAAUAGAAAAUCGUUUGAUGCUUCUUUAAAAUUCUAUAUGUACAAAUGCAUCUCUAUGUAGAUCCAGAUCAUUGUUUGUGUAAAGUAGAUUUUGAAUAAGAAUGUUUGUUUUCUGUUUGUUUCGAGGUGACGGCUGACAGGAGAGGAUAAAGAGUUACAGGGUGGUGCUAGGAACAUUAAUCCAUUAUUGGAUUCAGCAGCGUAAGGGUAUUUUGUGGUACCAAACUGACAGGCGCAACCCGGUUGUUUGCUGAUAGAGCAAAGAAUGAAACCAAACUGUGGAGGAAGUAUUUGAUUACUCCAUUGUUUACUCUCAAUAUUGGUCAGCCUAUUUGUGUAGCAAGCAAGUUGAGCAAUUUUCGAGAAAACAAAAUGCAACUUCAGUAAAUCCGCUAAAAACAGAAACACAAGCUGCGUUCCAAAUCCUGCACUUAUAUUAACAUCACAUAUUGAUAGAGGGCCAUGUGUCAUCAUGUCUUGACUCAAAUUUGGCUCGGUAAUGACAGAAACAAGGAAACAAACAGAAUAUAUGGACAUCUUUGUUCCCUAAAUGCAAUGUGCACUCGAAAUGGAGGAGCUGUUUUAGAAAAAAAACAUACGGACGUAUUGAAUCCAUGAAAUAUAUUUGAUUUUAAACUUUAAGAUUGACGAAUGCAUUCCAAAUUCCCAGUUUGUGGAACACAUCUUGUAUAAUUUCUUGAGCAGUAAAAUUUGUACUUACUUACAAAAUGGUACACUGUAUAUUAUAUAGUGUGCAUACCUUUGUGAUUCAAAGAUUGGAUAAAACAUACCUCCAAAAUUGGUGAUUAAAAAAAAUCACAAAUAGUCAUUUAGAAAAGACUGCAGUGAUGUACAUUAAAAGCUGUAUUGCAAAUACACACUGUAUACUAAUUGUGUAUUUUAAUUGGGUUGGGCUCAUACAUAGAAAAUGCCUUAAUUGUUGUGUUAAUGGACAACAUUUAAAAAACAACAAAAUAGCAAUCGGAAAACAGAGUUAUACAUUUGUGGGGAAAGAAAAAGUGAUUUAAAAUUGGAAGUGCCAUUUCAAAUGAACAGUUGGACAGAUGUGUGGUGCAUACCCUGAAUUGUGUGUCAUGAGUACAAAUCAGUAAAAUACAGCAGUUUUUGUGUACUAACUUACAUAACUGAAGACUUUAUAUAUGUAUUAUGGAUUGGGCCACAUGAAAGGUUUUUAAAACAGUGUUAAGGUUGUAAAGGUUAGCAUAAGAACUCACAGCAGCCAGUUUUCUGUUACGCAAAUAUGAUUUUUCCUCCCCGACAGUCAUUAGAAUUCAUUUAUAUUGAAGUUUUCAAGUUCACUACAAGUUCAUGAAACAAGAAUAUUACAGCCAUGUGUGAUGACGUUUUUAUAAAUUGCUGGAGAUGAGUCAUGAGAUAUUCUAUCAGCUAUUAACUUUCUUAGAAAAAAAAAAGGUGUUAUGUGUGUUGACAACACUGUGUGUGAUGUUCAGUCCUUUCACCAUCACCAUUAACCUCCUCACGAGGCUACCACUUUACAGAAGUCGAGGAAAUUAACUGAGGCAUGAUUGAACUGUAUCUUCAGUGUCUUGUUGAAUCUUUGCACUUUGCUGGGUCUCAUAAAAGUCUGUGAACCUGAAGUCUGAGCAGGUGGAGUUUACAUUAUAUGUUUGCAAGGUCACAUACAGGAGCAAAAGAUGAUCAGAGCAUGUAAUAAGCACCCCGGUGUGUCUUUUACAAAGAGUUUGGGUUUAUACCAAGUUGUGUGUUUAGGGUCAGUUGGUCUAGGCUCUUAUUGUGAAAAUAUUUAUGCCAGAAACAAGGACAUACCAUAAAUAUAAAAAUAUUUAUAUCUAUGGUCAAUACACUAACAACCGAGUCAGUGUAUUUUCUGACGUCCUGCGACUCACAGAAUGCAAUGCUAUUUGGUGUUUUGGUUUUAUAAAGUUUUAAGUUCACACCCAAGCUGAUACGCAGUAAUACAAGUAUUACUGUAAGCAGUAAACUGUAAUGUAUAAGUACAUGGUGCAAGUAUAAUGUGUUGUUAGGACUGAAGCACAAUUGCACACAACUCUUACUCAAAGUUUUUUGUGUAUUAUAGAUGGGAAAUCUGACUUUUCCAGUACUGAUGUGCCACCCCUGCACAUGUGCAGGACUUUAAAAAAAAGUAUUACAAGCAAAAACUUCAAAGCACAUAUUUACGCCCCCAUAUCUCAAAUGAUAAAUUCCAAGUACACCAACAACAUAACAAUUUCUGUCUUUCAAAACAAAGAUUUUGCCAUUGAUUGGAUUGAGUUUCAUUAGAGGAACAGUAGCACACAGUAGCAAGAUUAACACAAUAUUAGGAAUUAUGUGCUUUAGAAAACAAAUGAGGUCAACACAGUGUAACAAUGUAUUUGAAAUGGUUGUAAAAUCCCUCUCGUGAGGCAACUUCCUGUGUUUCAUGAGGAACUUAGAAAUGUACUUAAUGAGAGAUGCCCUGUGAAAACGCCACCGUUUAGAGUGGCACUUGUUUUAGUAGCACAGCUAUUAUUUUCUACAAGUCAUUUAUACUGAUUCAAUCCACUGCAGAUGUUAUGUGGGGACUAAAAAGACAUUAGUCUUGCAUGAUCUCAUUACAGUUAAUUUCUUUCAAUAUAUUAAAACUUGUGUCCAUUUUUGAUUAAUUUAUUUUACUGAAAUAAAACAUGUAAUUACUAAA
Cottoperca gobio is the source of this 4665-nucleotide messenger RNA. It is a transcript of the gene tmem276b, whose product is annotated as transmembrane protein 276b. NCBI's taxonomy places the organism in Eukaryota, Metazoa, Chordata, Actinopteri, Perciformes, Bovichtidae. The transcript has 4 exons. Gene Ontology annotation, cellular component: membrane. The coding region runs from base 260 to 1156 and encodes 298 amino acids. The record is from RefSeq and is a predicted model, not a curated record.